AUGGGCAGCGUUCAAGUAGAAGAAGAAGAAGAAGAAAAGCUCAUGGAGGUGGCAAAGAAUGAUGCAUUACCGACCUAUCAUUACACAGAGAAGCGUCAAUAUUGUUUUGUAUCAUAUACUCGUGUUUUUGUAGCGUUUAUCGUGCUCGUGUUCAUGUCAAUAACGCUAAAUGUGAAGAAUAUCAACCACUUGCAGAAUAUCAAGCACUUGAAGAAUAUUCAAGACAGUGACAAUGCUACUGCAGCAAGUAAGAAAGAGUUUACAUUAACACCAUAUCCUACAUUGAUCGAAGAUGGUGGGUUUGUGGUCAUCUCGUGGGAGAAAGACACUUCGAAGUCUUUGACAAGUCAAGACAUUGUGACAAUAAGUUGUGGCCCUACGAUGGGAAGAGAUGAUUACUUGUUUAAAGAAGUAGUGGGUGAAUCGGAUACAUCGGAUCACUCGGUGACUUUCACGGGUCUCCAUACGAUGCGUUGUAACUACACGGCGAUCUAUUAUAACUACAAAGAAGAGUUAUAUGAGUUUGAACCCAUUGCAAAGAUUGAAAUCCCGAUGAAGGAACCAAUUGAGACACCGAAGCAAGGUCACUUGAGUCUUACAGAUGAUGAAACGGCAAUGGCGAUUUUGUUCAACUCAGGAACCUCCAAAACGCCGAUUGCCAAGUAUGGUGAAAACCCGCAGGAUCUGAAGCUUGAGGCAACGGGAACGACCACAACCUAUGGUGCCCAUGAUAUGUGUCAAGGUCCUGCGAACGUUAUUGGACAGUGGGGAUUUCGUGAUCCGGGUUACAUGCAUACAGUUAUCAUGACUGAUUUAAAGCCCAACACGUAUUACUACUACCAGUUUGGUCACGAAGAGCACGGUCUGAGCCCUGUGCGACGAUUUAAGUCACGACCUUUGGAAAGCUAUAAAUAUGCAAACUUUAUCGCAUAUGCAGACAUGGGAACGUCUGAGGCGCCUGGUGCAGUUUCAACUGCUGCUAGAGUUUUUCAAGAUGUGAGUGCAGGAGGAUACGAUUCAUUCUUGCUCCACUUUGGUGAUAUCAGUUACGCACUAUCGGUUUCUUUUGCUUGGGAUCAUUUCUUUCGUCUGAUCGAGCCAUACGCAACUAGUCUGCCGUACAUGGUGGGCAUUGGAAAUCAUGAAUAUGGUUACACCUAUGGGGGAGAACAUGACCUAAGCGGAGGUAUGCUUCCGUAUGGCGGCAGCUUCAACCCGCCGUGGGGGAAUUUUUACGCCGAUUCUCUUGGAGAAUGUGGAGUGCCUAUGCACCACAGGUGGCACGCCCCCAAGACAGGAAAUUGGAUUUAUUGGUACAGUUUCAACUAUGGUGGCAUUCAUGUCAUUCAAAUGUCAACCGAACACAAUUGGACCCGAGGAUCCGAGCAAUAUAAAUGGCUUCAGCAGGAUUUGGAGCAAGUGAAUCGUAGUGUCACACCAUGGGUGGUGCUAACAGCACAUCGCAUGAUGUAUUCGACCCAGAUGAACAUUGAGUCCGAUAUGAUAAUUUCGUAUAUAUUUCAAGAAGAGGUCGAAGAUUUGAUUUACAAGCACCGCGUCAAUGUGAUGAUGGUUGGCCAUCAGCAUUCCUACGAGCGUAGCUGCCCCGUGUAUCGCAGAAAGUGCGUAGAUGACGGAAAGGCCACAGUACAUGUUGUCGUGGGCACUGCUGGAUUUUACAUCUCAGGGGAUGACUUUUCUACAGAAUACGGGAACUGGAGUCGAAGUCACGUGAAUGAAUACGGAUAUCUUCGCAUUGCUUCGAGUCCAGAAAGCAUGCGGUUCGAGUUUAUUCUCAACAAGAACGGUAUCAUUUACGACGAGUUUACCAUCACUCCCUGGAAGGACUAA
Molecule: messenger RNA, 1851 nt
Organism: Peronospora belbahrii
Lineage: Eukaryota; Oomycota; Peronosporomycetes; Peronosporales; Peronosporaceae
Source: the annotation of a GenBank genome assembly